Messenger RNA from Tigriopus californicus, 876 nucleotides. RefSeq names its product profilin-like. NCBI's taxonomy places the organism in Eukaryota, Metazoa, Arthropoda, Copepoda, Harpacticoida, Harpacticidae. Gene Ontology annotation, cellular component: cell cortex. The record is from RefSeq and is a predicted model, not a curated record. Gene Ontology annotation, molecular function: actin monomer binding.
AUCAUGUCUUGGCAAUCCUACGUGGACGACCAACUCAUCGCCACCGGCAUGAUCAAAAAGGCCGUCAUUUGCGGUCACGACGGAAACAUUUGGGCCCAAACCCCGGGAUUCAAUGUAACCCAGGCCGAAUUGAGUACCCUGAUUUCCAAGUACACCAACACGGAAGAGCUUGCUCUGUCCGGAGUCACGAUCGCCGGUGUCCGAUACAUGUUCUUGUCAAACACGGAUAAAGUUAUUCGGGCCAAGAAGGGUACCUCCGGGAUCCACACCAUCAAAACCACGCAAGCUUUGAUUUUGUGUGUCUACGAAGACCCCAUUGUGCCAGAGCAAGCAGCUACCGUCACCGAAAAGUUGGGAGAGUACCUCAUCUCAAUGGGAUACUAAGACAAGGAACCCUUCGAAGAGAACAACAAUCCGCAUCUCUCUACCAACAACAAAAUUAACAUCAACCACCACAAGGACAACAACUGAAUCAUUAACUUCUCUACCUGCUAAUAAUGAAGUAAUUGGAGCUGUUUCUUUUUUACGGAAAUGAACAUCGAAAUUCUACCCCAACGUCAAGUCCGACCACCAAUCAACCAAGUUGGGUCUUGUUCGGCCAAAACCCAACAACAUCCAUCCAUUUACUAUCUUCACUACUGCAACUACUUCUUAAACGGCAAGCGCCAUCAAUUUCUUGAACAACCAGAAGAUGGCCCCAAAAGGAAAAGCAACAAAUCGAAUCGUUCGGGUUGAGAUUAUUCCUAUCUAUGUAAAGCAAUCGGCAGCAGAAAAGAAAUUGGAUUGACAGCUCGAUUUCAUUUUUGUACGAGAACCAUAAUGUAAGCCUAAUAUAAUUUUCGCUACAACCGUUUUUAAAGAAAAAACUCUACCAAG